This is a messenger RNA of Xiphias gladius (swordfish), 2200 nucleotides long. RefSeq names its product vesicle amine transport 1 (gene vat1). The coding region runs from base 211 to 1620 and encodes 469 amino acids. The record is from RefSeq and is a predicted model, not a curated record. The transcript has 6 exons. Gene Ontology annotation, molecular function: oxidoreductase activity; zinc ion binding. NCBI's taxonomy places the organism in Eukaryota, Metazoa, Chordata, Actinopteri, Istiophoriformes, Xiphiidae.
UGGCCACCGAUCAGCCCACUUUGUCGGGAUUUGUGUCUCCAUGCAAGACUGCUGAAAAAGAAGCUCUGACUCUCGCAUUUUCUUUUAUUUGCAAGGCAAGCGUUCGCAGCCAAGCAACAAGCCCGACCACGGCAACAAAAGCACAAGAAGUGAAAAGCCUCUGAGUAUUUUUUUUUCUAGACCCAUCAGUGUCUCACAGCUCCCUGCACAAUGUCUGGAGAGGACGCACCUGCCCAGCAGCAAAACGCCGUGGACCAGAAGCAGGAGAACAAACCAACGGAGGAGCCCAAAACCGAGUCGCCCAAGACGGAGUCUCCCCCCGCCGGCGCCGCCGAAGCAGCGGCCACCCCGGCGGCGACCACCGAGAAGGUCCCCGAAGAGGACGCGUUCACCUAUCGCGCCCUGGUGCUCACCGGCUACGGCGGCUAUGAUAAAGUCAAGCUGCAGGUGAAGAAGGGCAAGCCGGCGCUCAAGGCUGGCGAGGUCCUGGUGCGGGUCAAGGCUUCCGGGCUGAACUUCGCCGACUUGAUGGCCAGGCAGGGGCUGUACGACCGGCUGCCGUCCCCGCCGGUCACCCCAGGAAUGGAGUGCUCCGGGUUGGUGGAGGCUGUAGGGGACGAAGUGACAGACAGAAAAGUCGGUGAUAAGGUGAUGGUGCUGAGCCGCUUUGGGCUCUGGCAGGAGAUGGCGGUGGUGCCGGCAAGCCACACCUUCCUCAUCCCAGAGGGCAUGAGCUUCGAGGAGGCAGCAGCCCUUCCUGUCAACUACAUCACUGCAUACAUGAUGCUGUUUGACUUCGGCAACCUUCGGCCCAACCAGAGUGUACUCAUCCAUGCUGCUGCAGGUGGCGUGGGUAUCGCAGCCACCCAGCUGUGCAAGACAGUGAAGGAUGUGACUGUGUUUGGCACGGCAUCGGCCAGCAAGCAUGAGACCAUCAGCCAGGGUGGAGUCACGCAUCCCAUCGACUACCGCACCAAGGACUACGUGGAGGAAGUCCGCAAGAUCAGUCCGAAAGGGCUGGACAUAAUACUGGACCCUCUCGGAGGAUCAGACACCCAUAAGGCCUACAACCUGCUGAAGCCUAUGGGAAAACUUAUUACCUAUGGUGCGGCCAACAUGCUGGCAGGCCAGAAGAAGAACUUGCUCGCCGUGGCCAAGAACUGGUACCACCAGUUCUCCAUCCACACGCUCAGCCUGAUCCAGGGGAACAAGUCGGUGUGCGGCUUCCACCUGGGCUACCUGGACGGGGAGACGGAGCUCAUCACACAGGCCAUGAACACCAUCCUGGAUCUCUACAAGCAGGGCAAGAUCAAGCCCCGCAUCGACUCCACUUGGUAUCUUGAGCAGGUGGGCGAUGCCAUGAGGAAGAUGCAGGAAAGGAACAACAUCGGCAAAGUGAUCCUCACCACAGAGCCGAUGCCCGAGGAGGAGAAGAAAGAGGAGCCCAAGAAGGAGGACAAGAAAGAGGACAAGAAGAAGGAUGACAAGAAGAAGGAUGACAAGAAGAAGGACGAUGGCAAGAAGGAGGAGAAGAAGGACGACAAGAAGAAAGAAGAGCCCAAGAAGGAGGAGAAGAAGGAGGAAGAGAAGAAGGAAGAGGCCAAGAAGGAGGAGAAGUGAGAGGGAGGGAUGGAUAGUUAAGCAGACCAACAGGGAGUUUGUGUCCUGGGAGCAGGGGGUGUGGUGUGGGAUGGUGGGGUUGGGGGAAGGAUGGGAAGGAGUUGGAAGGGUAGAUUACAAAAUUACCACACCGCUGUCUGUCUUUCAUCUCUUCUGCUUCACCCUCUUGAUUCCACAAUGGCAGUGAUUACUCAGGCCUGGUUCCACCCACCUCCCCCUCCCAUACCAUUUUCUAGCCUUUAUCUCAAAAAAAAAAAAAUCCAAUCACUUUUACCACCUUGCAAGCUCCAAACUCUUUUCCGUUGCCUCAAAAGAUCAAGAAAACAGCUGCAACACUUGAAAGAUUUUUCUUAUUUGGAAUGACAGAGACAAGGGAGCCAUGGAGGACUGUGGGUAGGGUCCAGGCUUGGGGCAAAUUACUGUUUCCUUGACAACCAUAAUCCCCGCUCGCACUCCGGCCCCACCCUCGACCCCCAUGCCCCUCUGCACCUCAACUCCCACUGUGCUAAAUUGUUCUGCUCUGACUUCCACCUGCCACCCUCCCAACCACCCCUCAUCCCCAUCCCCAACCCCUCACUAU